Messenger RNA from Nasonia vitripennis (jewel wasp), 2676 nucleotides. Its product is annotated as dentin sialophosphoprotein-like. The coding region runs from base 257 to 2389 and encodes 710 amino acids. The record is from RefSeq and is a predicted model, not a curated record. NCBI's taxonomy places the organism in Eukaryota, Metazoa, Arthropoda, Insecta, Hymenoptera, Pteromalidae. The transcript is spliced from 12 exons.
UGUCCGAAUUUCGAAGCUAUAGCUGAAACGAGACACACAUGUAUAGGCUGCUGUAUACUUCCUCGAUGGCUCUGCCGAACUGUGUGUAAAUAAAAGUAUCCCUUUUCCAGGCAGAAAUCAUCAGUUCUCUGUCAACCUUCGUGUCGAUGCAUUCUAUCCUCGAUUCGGCUUGUUUUCGUGCGUUACAUCAGUUCACGGAUUCGAAAUACUCUCCUUAUAUUGGUCGCGGAAUUUUACAGUCGUUUUUUUGUCCGCAAUGGCUGCGUAUCAGUCGCCGGUUCGCAGAUUUUCGGCGGAUUUUUUAUCCGACAAGGAAAACACGCCGAGCAAGGAAGUGAAUCGGCUGAAAAGUUUGCUGAAAACCCAAACGCGAGUCGCCGAUACAUCAACGAACAGUGAUGCUGAUGCUUGUCCAAUUCACCAAAAGGAUCGAGAUGACAAAGUGAUAGUGAAAUUGAAAGACGGGACUAUAAUAAAGCUGUGCAAAUCUUGUGCUACGUCGAAGUCGAUUGAGGAUAAUUGUAAGAAGCCGACGACAAGGCAGCGAAAACCGAGAACUAAGGCUGAUAAAGAAACGAAAGCUAGUGACGAAAAGGCCACAAACAAAAACGCGAGAUUAGAGAAUAGUGUUGAAAAUGAAAAGAUUGUAUCCAAACCAAAAGCUACAAAAUCAGCAAGAACUACUAAAAAUAAAGCAAACACGACAGCAAGCAAAGCGCUCAUUGAAAAAAAUAUAAACGUUCACGAACAGCAAGUGGAUGCAAAUCAAGAAGCUAAUCAAGCAGUAAAGAAAACAGCUGCAAAACCCAAACGCGCGACAAAGAAGGCUCAAGAACCAGAGGAUACAACAAAAACACGAGAUGAAAUUAAUAAUACUGCCAAUGAAAAUUUGUCAAUAACCACGUCAGCAAAUAUUACGACUGAUGCAAGUUUACAUGAAACACAAGAUACGAGUGGGAAUGACGAUGGCAAUCUGGAGAAGCCUGUAAAAAAGACUCGACAGCGAAAGGGAAAAAAAAAUUCUGAGAACGUUGAUAAGGGCCAAGACCAGCUGAAUGAUAAACUUGAAAAGGAUAAUACCAUGGACAAUAACAAUAGCCAAUUUAGAGACGAUCAUAACAAAUCAGACAGGAUCAACAAUACCUUGGAAACCAGUACUAAAGCCAAAAAAGGGAAAAGAAAUAAUGUUAACACUCUACAAAAACAAGGAAAACUGAACAACUCCGUAGAACAAGUUAAUACUAAUUUAAUUAAGGAGACAGAAGAACCCAGUGGUAGUACUGUUGCGGGCCAGAUCAACAAUAUCUCGACUCAUGACUGCUCAUUUCAUGAUAUGGAGAGCCAUAGUACCUCUUUGGAAGAUAACCAUCAUGGCAAUAUGAGCAUUCAUCAGAACGAGACAAUAAAAAAUAAUCAACCCACGCAAGGUAAUGUUCAAGCCAGUGAUAAUCACGAUAAAUCGGACACUACCAAUAAUAUCGCCGAAGAGAACGUGACUAAAAGACACGGAGGAAAAAAAAAUAAAAAGGAGACUGCAGAUGGAAAGAAGAAAGUGAUGAACGAUUAUAUAAAAAAAGAUCCAGCAGAACAACCCGGUAAUAGUACGAUUGAAGAACGGAAUGAUAACGUCUCGACUGACGAUCCCUCGUUCAAUAAUAUGCAGGUGCACAGCACUUCUCUAGAAGAUAAUAUUCAUAAAGAUGAAACCUUAAAAAUUAAUCAGCUUAUGCUACGAAGCAGCUUUGUGAGCGUUAAAAAAGAACCAAUUGAUGAUGCUGAAAGCAGUGUUAAAAACCAGGCGAAUAUGUUCGAGAGUCCGAAAAAACCAUCAAAAUACCAAUUGGUCGUUAAAGCACCCCUUGAAUCGCCGAAAAAGAAAUGUAAAUCGAAGAAAAUGGAACAAUCAGGCGCGGAAGAGUCGUGUUCGUUCAAAAAAGGAAAAGCUGAGGAGAAGGAAACGCUGAAGGAAAGCUGUAAGCUACAGAAGAAAAAAUCUUCUCAGAGUAAGAAAAAGAUGGAUCGAAAGAGCAGAACCGUCGUAAAAGUUGCCAAAGCCAUGGAAAAGAUGAGCAAGUACUACGCCAAAUAUAAAUUGGGCAAACUAGUCACAGAAAGUGACUUGAGUACGACCGAAUCAGAGUCAAGUAGCAGUGAAUGUUCAUCGUCUUGCUCGUGCUAUUCCGAGACUUCCAGCGGCGACGACUGUAGGUGCUGGAAUUGCCUCAUGCGGGACAGUUCCGACGACAGUUCUUCGACCGAAACAUCUGACGAUGAAUCCGACAAAUCAGACACGAGUGACAGCUCAUCAUCGUCAUCAUCAUCUGGAACUUGCAAAUACGAAAAUAAUAAGCGAAGAGCUUGCAAGCGAUACAAUUUGAGAAGGCAUUGACUCGUGGUGAUCAAAAUGAAGUUUAGACGGUUUGAGCAAGAGGUUGAUCCUCGUGUGUUAUUUUUAAAGCUUUAUAAUUUAUUCAAUGUAUCAUUCGUAGUGAAAGUGCGAGAAUUGACGUAUAUUUUAAUGCGUGUUUUUUUAAUGUAAUAAGUGAUGUCUGUUGACCAGAAAUUUGAAACGAUAUUUGAAUUGCAAUGCAAAAUUAAAAAAAAAUAAAGCGUUAUUUAUAAGAUCUUCGCCAUGUUUACUAAUAUUCAAAAUAAAUAGAUUUUUCUAAAUUUCGA